Molecule: messenger RNA, 837 nt
Organism: Papaver somniferum (opium poppy)
Lineage: Eukaryota; Viridiplantae; Streptophyta; Magnoliopsida; Ranunculales; Papaveraceae
Exons: 2
Coding region: 1-837 (278 amino acids)
Source: RefSeq, a predicted model, not a curated record
AUGAAGUAUAUUUAUCGAGGAUUCUGGGAAAUUGAAGCUCAAGUUCUCAGACUCAGAUUUUGGGAGCGUGAUUUCAAACCAGAACUACAAAAAACUUCAACUGCUUUUGUAUGGAUUGGAUUUCCAGGAUUAUGCAUUGAAUAUUGGACUGAAAAUAUACUAAUGGAAAUGGAAAGAGCUCUUGGAAGACCAAUUUGGGUAGAUGAAACUACUUUGAAAAAGGAUAUAGGGUAUUAUGCAAGCAUAUAUGUUGAAAUUGAUUUAGCUAAAGUGAUUCCAAACAAGGUUUGGGUUGAAACCGAAUAUGGCAAGUUUGAACAAGAGUACAAAGCUCAAGUGGAGAACAAUGGUGGUUUCACUAGUACUUUAGAAUCUCCUAAAGAGUUUCCUGUAUUAUCAGCUGAGAAAGUGUUAGAGGUUGGAACAAGCAUUCCUUCCUUGAAUAAUAAUGUUGGUGUUUCAAAUUUAGUAGCAUCAUCUUUGGUGGAGUCUGAUGAGGUAAUUUCUGCUCAAGUUCUGUCAAAUAUAACUGCUGAGACUGAUAAAAUGGGUGAAUGGAAGGAUGUUUUAGGAAAAGCUUCAAAAUCAAGAAAACUCAAUACGAUUGUAGAAGGAGCUAAUGGGGGUAAGACUUUUAUUUCUCCAAGAAAAUUUAAUGCUCUGAUUGAUGUACCUGAAAAGCAAGAUAUUAGUUUUCCAAAAGUUAUUGGUAGACCUACUAAAGGGAAAGUUAAAGGUAUUCCUACAGUUACAACUAGAAAUCAAGCUAGUAAUUUAGUUAAAAUGAAUCCUGGUGGGGGGAGUUCAAAUACCUCCCAAAUUUCUCAAUCUCAAUGA